AUGGCUAUUAUAUUGCAUAAUCUGUAUCCACCAUUUAUCUGGGUUGUUGGCACAUUAUAGCUUCCGCAGCUGAUUUGCCCUUGAGACAGAACAGGGAAGAUUAUAUGCAGACAUAUUCCGCCUUAUCUCUUGUCAUUUAAGAACCGAAAUCUUCUGGAGUCUUCUUCUAAUUACAGCCUCCCUCCUUAACAGGAAUUCUUGUCACCUGAACUCAUUGUAGCCGAGGCAUGUAACACAGAAUUAGUGGAUUGAGUCACUAGUUUGUGAUGCUUUUUGCUGGUACCUGAUCAGCACCUUAAAAAAAAUGGUUGACCGUCAAGUUUGGUCAAUCUCUGAUCAGAUUAUGGAUCUUAUCCUUAUCUCUUCAUUCCGAAAAUGUUAGCUCACUGACAUGAUAUUCAUAUUAGUGUCUCCCAUUAUUAUCCUAGUUUUUUAGUACACAUCAUUGUCGUAUGGUUAGGAAAGUAGCCAAUAUUGAACUCAGUGCUGCAGUUAACGAGGUAUGUUGACCCAACUUGAACCAUUUCGAUUGCUCAAAAUUAAUUUUCAGGUUAGAUGAAAACCAAGUGAUUGCGAUUGCAUAUAACUAGUGUGAUAAGAUGAACGAAUGAUGUACACAGGAAGGUAUCAAGCCUUAUAGAUAUGA
Messenger RNA from Spirodela intermedia, 646 nucleotides. Lineage: Eukaryota; Viridiplantae; Streptophyta; Magnoliopsida; Alismatales; Araceae. The record is from the annotation of a GenBank genome assembly.